AUGGAAGUGGCUGGACUUGGAGACGAUAUAAUGGUCCUUGGCCCCAACUUUAUGUCCCAGUGCUCAACACGAGACUGCUUUUCAUUCUGUGGUAUUCCAAUCACUGCUUGGUUAUUUCGUUUCGCCCCUGCUGGCGUUUAUGCCCAUUCGUUGCUGGAAUGUGAAGAUGUGGAAGCGUUGUUUAACAAGCCGUCGACACACUGGGAUAGCAAGACAAGCAGCAGUCAAAGCAACAUAUCGUUGUCCUCUAACAUUCAAAGGCCAUUCUCCUAUACGGACAUGGUGGCUUCACCAUGUGAAGGGGCUGCAGGUGAUCAUGCGGACGAUAGUCCACCUAAUGCUCGAGCUAAUGAUAAUGUGUACAAGCGUCCUGGCACAUUGGAUUUACCGGGUUUUGCAGAACCAGGUUCAGCGAAUGAAAAGCAGGAAAUACAGGGGCCGGAACUAACCAAUUUCAAUGCAGAUGAAUUCAUUGCUGACCUUCCAUUCAAGUUGGAUCUGUUGUCAAAUUGGAUUUUUUCUUUCGUUUUUUAUGAUAUUUCGUAUCCCAAUAUAAAGAAUGCUUGUGAUUACUCUGUGGGAUGCUUGCUUACCUGA
Messenger RNA from Gongylonema pulchrum, 597 nucleotides. The record is from the annotation of a GenBank genome assembly. NCBI's taxonomy places the organism in Eukaryota, Metazoa, Nematoda, Chromadorea, Rhabditida, Gongylonematidae.